GCUCAGACUCGAUUGUUUCGCAAAAGAAAAAGUUUGCCCUUCCUACACUUCUGGCUUGGUCCGCUCGAAGCACCGGUGGAACCAGAGUGUCUCUUCUUCUCUCUCUCAGGUUUGUGUCGUAAUUUGUCUCGCGCGACGUAGAUCAUCAAGUCUCCCGGCUGUCCCUGCUGUUCUGUCUUGUUUUUCUUCUUAUUUUCUAUUUUCGCGUAUUUUUCGUCCUGUCCUUGCUGUCCUUUAGACUGUCUGCCUUCUCUCGGGUGUCUCCGCCUCCGACGCGGUGUGUGCGUGAGGCUGCUUUCUUCCUCCUCUUUCUUCCCCCUUGCCUUCCUGGUUUCCUUUCUUCCUUGUUUCCUUUCUUCCUUGUUUCCUUUCUUCCUUGUUUCCUUUCUUCCUUGUUUCCUUUCUUCCUUUUUUUCUUGACUUUUUUCUGCGUUGCCUUCAUGGCGCAUCUCCACUUCGGUGCUGCGGUGCCGGUUGUGUUUCGCCUUUUUCCCUCUGUUUGCGGGCACUCUCUCAGCCAACCGCGAACUUCUCUGCUUCUCCCUGACCAUCUCCCAGGCACCUUGAAGCUCAUUCUGCUCUCCUUCAACCGGCGAACCUUCGAAGAACUGAAAUCGUGGAGCUCGACUCUGCACUCGCUGCAGACACAGUUCGCAGAGAAACACCCCCAGUCUCCAGAGGCUCUGCAAACCUAUCAGGUCGUCCUACGAAGUCGCGCGGCGCGCCCCUUCGGGUGGUUCUUGGAAGAGCGGUGGAGACUCCUGCUUUUUCCAGAUUUGCCUGCUGGCUCACCGUCGCUUUCCUCUCCACUGUCGACUGGACCUGCUUCCGGCUGCUGCCCUCAACGGCUCUCUCACCGGCUCCCCUCGCGCGCCGCGCCUUCGCUGCCCCCUUCGUCUCCUCCUCGGUCUGGCCCUCGCACUCGUCCUCCGACUCCCUUGGAGACAGACGAACAACGCCUCCCCCUCGCGGAGACGAAAGAGACUGGAGAGACUGGAGAGGCAGAGCGAGAGGCAGAGUAUCGCCGACUGUUAUCAUCGACGUUUUUCGCGUAUGUGGACCGAAGAGCCUUCCUCGCGAAGGCUUGUCUCCCCGACUGUCAGCGUCCGUAUCUCUUUCUCGUGGAUGAGAAAAACAGAAUUCAGUGGUGUGAGCAUGAGCGCUUCUCCGAAGAGAAGGCGUUCGCGGCGGAAGAGAUUCGCCAACUCCUGGGACUCGGUGAGACAGUCGACGCGCGUGCGAUUGAGGCGGCGAAAAGAGAUUCAGAGACUGCACUUGAAGCGCGAAGCGUUCCCCUGCUCACUUCGAGAGAAGAUGCGAAAAGCUGAGGAAUCGCGGUUUCCACAGCGGUUCUCGGACUCGACGGAUUCGCCUCUCUUCUCUUCUCUGCUUGUUUCCUGCUCUCCUUCUUCCUUCGUCGCUCUCUCCUUUCCUCGUUUUUCUGGGCGUACACCAGUCUCAUCGCUACGUCGUCUUCCGCUCUUCUUCUGUCUCCGUUCUUCUUGUCUCUGCGAAGCGAGCGAAAUGUGUGUGCAAAAACGGCGAGGAGAGCGAAGAACAAGACACGCGCCCUCCCGCGGACGGGAGCCGGGAGAAAAGAGAAAGGACCUCUCUGGAGUGAAUGCGUUGCGAAGCGUUUCCGGCGAACGUCGAAACUCUGUGCAUGUCGCGCUCUGUGGGAAGUCGCAAAUUUCCUUAAACAGGGUCGGUGGGUAGCACGGUUCCUGUCGCGUUCACUGUCCUCGUUCUAACUUCCCCUCAAAUGCUGUCGUUGGACGGUGGAUACAGUCAAUUCUGCGUAGUCGAAAACGUUCACGGCUCGGACGUAGCCAGACACAAGGGAAUUCAAGGUUUAACGAUACUAGGUCACGUAACAACGGUCAUGAUUCAGAGCGAAAACGGAUGGUUCACAGGAUCCGACAUUCAAAUUACUCUACG
Toxoplasma gondii ME49 is the source of this 1938-nucleotide messenger RNA. RefSeq lists its product as hypothetical. The coding region runs from base 441 to 1328 and encodes 295 amino acids. The record is from RefSeq and is a predicted model, not a curated record. The transcript is spliced from 2 exons. NCBI's taxonomy places the organism in Eukaryota, Apicomplexa, Conoidasida, Eucoccidiorida, Sarcocystidae.